Tribolium madens (black flour beetle) is the source of this 671-nucleotide messenger RNA. RefSeq names its product baculoviral IAP repeat-containing protein 5 (gene Det). Lineage: Eukaryota; Metazoa; Arthropoda; Insecta; Coleoptera; Tenebrionidae. The transcript has 3 exons. The coding region runs from base 145 to 573 and encodes 142 amino acids. The record is from RefSeq and is a predicted model, not a curated record.
ACCCUGUCAGUUGUCAGAUUUGAAUUCAGACAAAGUUAACGUUUGUUUGUUGUUUUUAAUCUAACUUUGCUGUUUUAUUCUGUUGAGGCAAAUCCAUACUUUUUCGUUUAUUCCAUUUACCAUUAAUUUUCAAGAUCCAUUAAAAUGUCAGAUAAGCUGCUUAAUGAGCUCAGAUCCAGUUUGGAAUAUUGUUUGGAAGCAAAUCGGAAAGCAACGUUCAAAAAGUGGGUUUUCAGUGACAAUGUUCAGUGCAAUGCAGCAAAGUUAGCAGAGGCAGGAUUUAUAUUCGUGGGAAAUUCACGAGAACCAGAUACUGUAUCAUGUUUUCUUUGCAACAAGUCUCUGGAUUGUUGGGCCAAGGAUGAUGAUCCUUGGUCAGAACACUUGAAGCAUGCCCCAGACUGUUCUUUUGCCAAGAAAAACAAGCCUGAGAAAUCGCUUACUCUCUCAGAAUUCAUCGAUAUUAGAAACGAAUUAAUUGAAAGCAUUAUAGAUAAGGCAUGCCAGAAUAGUUUAGAGAAUGUUACUCGAGGAGUUGAUGAAAUUUUAGAAUUAGUGGCUGCUUUAAAGUAAUUUUUACAAAAAGACGUAAUUAGAAAUAAGGUGGAUGUGUGUGCCUAUUUAAUCUCCAGUAUUUUUUAGAUAACAGUAAAAUAUGUUUCUUAUCUGUU